Messenger RNA from Helicoverpa armigera (cotton bollworm), 1861 nucleotides. Its product is annotated as trypsin CFT-1. NCBI's taxonomy places the organism in Eukaryota, Metazoa, Arthropoda, Insecta, Lepidoptera, Noctuidae. The coding region runs from base 52 to 1032 and encodes 326 amino acids. The transcript is spliced from 8 exons. Gene Ontology annotation, molecular function: serine-type endopeptidase activity. The record is from RefSeq and is a predicted model, not a curated record. Gene Ontology annotation, biological process: proteolysis.
AGCCUCGUAAGAUUUCACACAAGAUUGCUUUCGAUAAAAUAAUUUAUCAAUAUGAUAAGGCCUGUAUCGGCAUGUAGGGCAAAUCAAACGAUGUGGGACAAACGAACAAAUAUGUGGUGUGUUACUCUAUUAUUAAUUGCAGUUGCAAGCUGUAAUGCAGAAUCAUUUGAAUUAAAGACGGCUGAGCUGCCUCCUCAGACUGUCAGUCGAAUUGUAGGCGGCGUGGAGACCACCGUGGAAAGGUACCCGUUUAUCGUUCAGGUAUUAUACAAUGCACAGUUCUAUUGCGGAGGGUCCCUGCUGACGUCACGCCAUGUGCUCUCUGCGGCUCACUGCUUCGUCAAUGAUUUCGGCUAUGUCCUACCCGCGAAUCGCUUCGCCAUCAGGAUGGGCACAACAUUCCUGAACACUGGUGGAUCCCUGCACCAAGUAUCGCAAGUGAUAGUCCACGAAUCGUACAACAACCCGUCCCGGGAUAACGACGUGGCCGUGGUGGUGUUGAGUACAGCAGCUACCCUCAGCUCCAGCGUGCAGUUAGCGGUCCUCGGGGCCCGGGGACAGGAGCUACCUGACAACACCACCGUCACUGCUGUCGGGUGGGGACUCACACAUGUGAACAACACAAUGCCGUCGACAGUGCUGAAUGAGGUGACGGUAAUGAAAGUCAACCGGUCUGUCUGCGAGGAUCGAUACCGUCUCCUGGAGGAGAUACACUCCGUCCCAUUCCCGGUCACCAAUACCAUGAUUUGCGCAGGAAUACUCGAUGUUGGAGGCAAGGACGCAUGCGGUGGCGACUCGGGCGGGCCGCUACUCUACGGCAACGUGCAGGUGGGAGUCACCUCGUGGGGCUGGAGCUGCGCCGAGCCGAUCUGGCCCGGCGUGUACGCCAGGGUCGCGAAUUACACCGACUGGAUCGAAGCUAAGAUUUCUUUAUCUUCGUUACAGAUACAGCAAUACAACUCGGCUGGCAUCAGCAGAGUCGGGGCCGUUACUCUACUCACGCCUAUAUUGUUCCUGAUACUCAACUUAUAAGAUAUUACUAGCGAGACAAGUGAGGGAAGCUUCUAGAAUGCUUGAAGUUUCAAGCCAAAAAAAAUGUGAUUUAUGUAAAGCAUGGAUGCCGAAUCUUGGCGAAACUGAAAUUAGCUUCCUAUAGUUUACUACUCAUAACUAUUCUGACUUUUUAGACUGAAGUUAGCGUAGCUGACGCUUAGCCCAAAGCUUGAUUAGCUAACUUCAGGGUCGCCAAGAUAUUACAUCGGUGUGAAACUUUCUUGUCUCUAGAUAAUAUUGAAAAAAAUACGUACAAAUUAGAAUAACUGCCAUCGUCAUUCGGGUUAUGAUAAUAUGUGAUUGAAUAGACCAGUCAAAAUAACAAUAAAAUCCCAUAUAAUAUUAUUACGAAUAUUAGAUACGCGACGCUUUUCAGUUUUUUAUGUGGUGAGUGAGAGGCGUGUGAAUAGCCUACGGGACACGGUGUUAUAUUCGAUAUAAUGCGAAUGGCGGCGGGAAGACCAUUAUGUCAGUCCUUGUCGGUGGUCAGAUGCCAUCUAUUGGUCACUUGCGAGCAAUCUUUGGGCGUGCGGAAUCAUCAAGACACUCAAUUGUGUUACUCUUUUAUGAAAAAUAGCAAAAUAAUGGUUCAAAAUGCGGGAAAACUAACUUAUUUAUUAUUUUAGAAUAUCUGCCUUGAAACUAAAUGCCUUAUUGACGCUUCACCGCUAUGGUUAUAGUUAUUUUGACUGGGCUGUUUUUUUUUUUUAUAUAUAAGAUUAAUGUAGUAUCCAGUGACCUUUUGUAUUGAAACUAGUUGACUAAUAAAUAAAAUUGUAAAUAUUGAAUUAAAAAUGAUUUGGUUAAA